This is a messenger RNA of Achroia grisella, 2906 nucleotides long. RefSeq lists its product as uncharacterized. The coding region runs from base 12 to 2408 and encodes 798 amino acids. The transcript has 12 exons. Gene Ontology annotation, biological process: proteolysis. The record is from RefSeq and is a predicted model, not a curated record. Lineage: Eukaryota; Metazoa; Arthropoda; Insecta; Lepidoptera; Pyralidae. Gene Ontology annotation, molecular function: metallocarboxypeptidase activity; zinc ion binding.
GUUUUGUUAACAUGACUAUUAGUUGUAUAAUUUUCGUAAUACUAUUUUUUAUAGAUUUAGUUACUGGUAUACAAUCAAUUAAUUUUACUGAAUAUGAUUCGGAUUCCAUAUGUCCCGUUUCAUUUUUUCGUCGAAAAAGGACUCCCAUGGAUUAUACACGUUGGCGAGCAAAUGAAGAAAAUACACAAGAAUUUCUUGUGAAAGUUUUAGACGACGAUCUAACUACAUCGAAUACAAAACAAAUUAUAGCAAUUAACAUUCAACCAGUAACGAAGAGUGUAGAAAAAAUAAUAAUUGGCGGGGCCAUGUUGCCACCACCAACUACAUCAUUACCAAUAGUAGUUGAAACAUCUCGAGACUAUACUAGAUUUGUCCCACCGACGACAUUGCCCGUGUCGCGCGUAGACGGAGAAGUAUUUCUAGCACCAGCUCCAAUCAUCGGUCAUCCAAUAUUGCCAAAAAUGAAGCCUAACCCAGGUCGGCAUUCACUUCGUGACGAGAGUCCUCCGGCCAGCCCUCAAUUUUUAACUCGCACUGAGACACUUGUUGCUCGACAAUAUGCUCCCAUAGCACCAGUUGCUUUUACACGACGAGUUACAGUUAUGCCUGUAACUCCUCCUCUAGUCGAUGGAUAUAAUCUUCAUAAUACAGCCUUUAUACCAACACGGACAUCACAUCUCUCAGACAUGACAUUACUGACUAGAAGCAAACAUCCUGAAGAAUUUAGCAGAUUUCGUAAAGAAGAGAUUAACUCAAAAACUGACCUCGCUUUUUUAACUCGAAGUUCGUUUGUGCAAGAAUAUGCCCCUCAUCGAACAUCUAUCGAUGUAGCAAUCGCAGAAGAUAUUGAGACGCCUACAAAAAUAAAUACAUAUUUUGAAGACAUGAAGAGAAACGAAAUAAAUAACAACAUAAAACUUCAGUCACAAGAAAAAUAUUACGAUGCAUCUUACAAUAUGAUGUUUUACAAUGAAGAUGACACAGAAAGUAGUAUUAAAAAAUUUUAUCUAGAUUCUGGAAAUAACUAUGAUGAGAAAAAUUUAGGAGAUUCUAUAUCUGAAAAAGAACGUAUGUCAACAGGAUUAGGCGUGAUCGAGAGUGUACUUGACUCUAAAAACCUCACAGAAGGUGAGACUGAAAUCUAUCCAUAUAUUUAUGAAGAAGUACAAAUGGACAACUCAACAAUUAUUAAUAAAAAUAUGCUAUCUGUCAUGACACCUGUAGAAUCUAUUACAGUAAAAACAUUAAAAGAUAAAUUAAGGGAUAAGCGUCGACCUACUUGCAAUAUGAUUAAAUUACGACCGCUAAAUUUUAAUUCACCUCGAACGUUACCCGAGAUAGUAUCACAGUUAAAACAGUGGGCUGAAAAUAGUCCGGUAGCUAAAUGGGUUGAUAUUACUGAUGGAAAUUUUACCGCCAUGGAAAAUCCUAUAUAUAUGAUGAUGGUCGACGAUCCUAGUAGUGGCCAGAUUGUUUCUGCUAAACAAACUGUAAUGAUAGUAGCAGGUAUCCAGGGCCGGGACCACCAUGCCGUAGCGGCUGCUAUGUACGCGCUGUACCAACUCAUAGAGCGCAGUGAAUCUCAUACCGAUUUGCUUACAAUGUAUCGGUUUUGGGUUAUACCGGUUUUUAACCCAGAUGGUUAUGACUAUUCUAUUACUUUUCCACAAAGGCGUGAGUGGUCGAAGAAUUUACGUCAAUCUUGGGAGACAUGCACGGGCCGCGAGUCCUGUAGGGCUUGUGAAUCUUACGGACUAAGAUGCACUACGCAGCCAUGUUACGGGGUUAACCUCGACAGGAAUUUUGAGUACCAAUGGAUACCUACUGAGGAACUUCGAGCAGAGCAUCCUUGCGGGGCACUGUAUGCCGGCGCACGUCAGCUGAGUGAAGCUGAAACACGUGCACUGACGCAUUUCCUUCACACGCAACGAACGCCACUUUACACUUUCCUAGCAUUCAAAGAAGGCGAAGUUCUUGGUGUAAUGUAUCCAUACUCACACACAAGAAAAAAACGUGCUUUCGAUCACGUUUAUAGACAGCGAGCAUCUCGUGCAGCUGCCGCUGCAUACAGCAUUAGUGGUCGACCGUAUGUAGCUGGGCAAACAUCAGAAUUUUUACCGUUAUAUGCUGGUGGUAUAGAAGACUGGGUAGAUGGACAUUUAGGUAUUGACAACACAUACACAAUCAGGAUGUUUCGACCAAUAGAUUCAUAUAAUUCAAAACUUAUUACAGAGCGUGUUGUUCACGAGGCUUACGCUGCAAUGGAUACGCUGCUCCUCCAGAGUGUAGAGUCAUUCAGUCCACCUAUGGUCACAAUGAAGAGGUCAGCCUCUAGUGCAGCAGCAGUUCCGUCUUUCAUGCUUCUACUGUUCAUCAUAAUAAUCGAAUAUGUUUUAACACUUUCCUAACAUUUCGUUCAGUUUUCUUCUCCUGCAAAUGCAUAUCAAAUGCAUUUGCAAGUGAAUAUAAUUUUGUAUAUUCUGUAUAUGAAUAUUCGUAUGUAGCUGUGUAUUAAUGCUAUAUAGGCAUUUAUUAUAAGCUUAGAAAAGAAAUGUAUUUUAUUUCUUUAUCUAUAUAUUUAACAAUUUAUAAUGUUAUCCUAUAUAUAGCUAAAAAAUACAAAACUGACAGUGUGUGAAUAUUAAUAAAAAAAAUCUAUUUCCUAUAGGUUUUUAGAUCACUAGAAUAAUGUAACAAUUUAUAUCUAAUCAAAAAUGUGUACCUGGGAAAAUAAUUGUAUGGAAAUGGAAAAACCAUCAUUUGAUUCAUGAAAGAAAUGAGAUCUUUAUAUUUAUGAAUGACAAUACGAUUGUUAUUUGUAUUUUAACUACUUUAGUACUAAAGUACUUAAAAUGCAAUUCAAAUUAAAAUCCCCAUUUCUUUCAUGAAUCAAAUUAUGUAUUAUG